AUCACAGGAAAGCCAAUUGUCAGUGGAGGAAUUCACGAACGUGCUUCCGCCACCGGACGUGGAGUGUGGAAGGGACUCAAGGUGUUCACCAACGAUGCUGAUUACACGAAGAUCGUAGACCUUGACAUCGGACUCGCUGGAAAGACCGCUAUCAUCGC
This is a messenger RNA of Caenorhabditis elegans, 158 nucleotides long. The record is from the annotation of a RefSeq genome assembly. Lineage: Eukaryota; Metazoa; Nematoda; Chromadorea; Rhabditida; Rhabditidae.